Messenger RNA from Saccostrea cuccullata (small rock oyster), 1056 nucleotides. RefSeq lists its product as uncharacterized. The transcript has a single exon. Bases 1 to 1056 code for a protein of 351 amino acids. Gene Ontology annotation, molecular function: protein binding; ubiquitin protein ligase activity; translation repressor activity. Gene Ontology annotation, biological process: proteasome-mediated ubiquitin-dependent protein catabolic process; protein polyubiquitination; negative regulation of translation. NCBI's taxonomy places the organism in Eukaryota, Metazoa, Mollusca, Bivalvia, Ostreida, Ostreidae. The record is from RefSeq and is a predicted model, not a curated record.
AUGAAAACUAAACACCUGGCUGUUCUAAACCGACGGGAAAUUGAAAUACAACAGAUUACAUCUGAAGUUGAACAGAGCAUACGUUAUCUGAAGAAACUAGAAGUAUUAGACCCCCAUGAUGUGUCCAUAGCAUCUACAUACAAAUCCAGGAAUGUUGAAUUCAGAAGUUUACCUCUUAAAGUCAAAGUUUCGUUACUAAGUUUCUCUCCUCAUCAGAUCAACAGAGAACAGCUUCAUCAAAUGUUUGGUUCUCUGUCAGCAUUAUCUAUAACAACAGAAGAACAUGGCUACAUACUGAAGACACCAGAAGCUGUAUCCUGUCCUCCAGUCAGACCACUGCUUAAUGAACCAGAGCUCAUCAACACCAUAUCCACUGCGUAUAGACUAUACAGUAUUUUUUGUCUAAGUGAUGAAGAAAUCUGGAUAUGUGGAGAUGAUAAAAUCAUGAAACUCUACAGUCUCCAGGGAAACCGACUGAAAUCAUUCCAAACCAAGUCUGGGAACAUACCACUUGACAUAGCAGUGACAAGGAGUGGAGAUCUAGUUUAUACUGACCCUGGUAUGAGAACUGUAAACAUAGUGAAGAAUAAACAGAUACAGGAAGUGAUCAGAUUACAGGGGUGGACACCUCGUUAUGUCUGUAGUAUCUCUUCUGGUGACCUCCUGGUUACCAUGGUCAAUGAUGUUGAAGAACAAUCAAAAGUUGUUCGUUACUCUGGCUCCACAGAGAAACAAGCCAUUCAGUUUGAUAGUGAAGGUAAACCUCUGUACUCAUCCGGUAACUUUAACACGAUUAAAUACAUCAGUGAGAACAGGAACUUGGAUAUCUGUGUAGCUGACAAUGGAGCCGGUGUAGUAGUUGUGGUUAAUCAGGCAGGAAAACUCCGAUUCAGAUACGCAGGCCAUUCUUCUACUACAAAGAGAUAUUCGUUUGAACCAGUCGGCAUUACAACAGACAGUCAAUUUCACAUCCUGACAUCAGACUAUUACAACCACUGUAUACACACUUUAGAUCAGGACGGACACUUCCUCUGUUACAUCGAUAACUGUCAUUGA